AUGGGCAGGACCGUCGAGGCGGCGCGGAAUAUUGUACUUAGUGAAGAACGAGUCUACGAUUCAAGUGACGAAGACGAAAAUGAAGUCCCAUCUGGGCAGGAAACCGCAAAGUCGAAAUCAAAGUCGAAAUCAUCCCCAUUGAAGGCUCUAAAUGGUACGAAGGCUUCCUCGCAGAGGAAGAGUAGGAAUAUGCCACCUUCAGAAGGAUCAUCACCCGCAACAGCAUCAGGGAUCGAUACCGACGGGGAAGAGGAAACGGAGGACGAAGAACAAGAGGGAAUCGAGAAGUCUAGCGAAGAGGACGGGGAGGAUGGCUCGGACACGGACUCAGCGUCAAGUUCUUCGUCUAGCCGAAAGAGACGGUCCCCAGAAACUCCAGAGAUUCCAUCCAGCAAGAAAGCUAAGACUGCUACAAGGGACAAAGUCAACAUCCCUCCAAAGCCCUUCAAACCGCCGAAAGGCUACGAACCGCUCACGUGGUCGGCAUCGGACUUUGCAUCCGACAUGAAUCUCUUCGACGAUUUGUCCAACAAGCAAAUAUGGCACAUUUCUGUACCCGAGUCAGUCUCCAUCGACUCCAUCAAAGAGCUCGACAUUGAGGCAGUGCUGAGAGGACAACCGAUCCUGAGCCGGAAUGGCGUCGACUACGACAUGCAGGUUCUACCGUCCAGGAACGAUGUCAUCUUCCUGCCUCGCGGCUCAGACGCAAAGUACAAACAAUGCACCAGGAAGAUUGAAAGGAGCUUCUACAUGCGAGAGGUUUCCAGGCCCCAGUCAGAGGGAAAUAAGCCGGCGGUCUUCACGGCGACGCAGACUGGCGCGCCCAAACAGAUCCGAAAACAGCCCGAAGGACUCAAGAUGCGGUAUAUGCCUUAUGGAGUCUCUCCCACACAGGAGGAUAGACCAGAGGAUGUGGAGAUGCGUGAUACAUUGCAAGUUCCACCCGACUUCGACGACGAGGCGUCUUCUUCCCCGGCACAGUCUAGAAAAGGGCGACAGAAACAGACCAAUGGAGAAACAGGCAACGAAAAGAGUCCGGAGAAGAAGCUGCGGGGUGCAGACACGCCAGCCUCGAGCGAGAAGAAGAAGAAAAAGAAGCGGAGGUUGAUGGAUGAGUAG
This is a messenger RNA of Cladophialophora psammophila CBS 110553, 1119 nucleotides long. RefSeq lists its product as uncharacterized. The transcript has a single exon. Gene Ontology annotation, biological process: transcription by RNA polymerase I. The coding region runs from base 1 to 1119 and encodes 372 amino acids. Lineage: Eukaryota; Fungi; Ascomycota; Eurotiomycetes; Chaetothyriales; Herpotrichiellaceae. The record is from RefSeq and is a predicted model, not a curated record.